CUGCACUACGGGACCCUCCUGGGCAGCAGAGCUUGUGUCCACAUGGCAGCAGCUGCCUGGGGCACUGGGUUUCUCUAUGCUGUGCUGCACACGGCCAAUAUAUUUUCUAUACCACUCUGCCAUGGUAAUACUGUAGAACAGUUCUUCUGUGAAAUCCCCCAGAUCCUCAAGCUCUCCUGCUCAGACACCUACCUCAGAGAAGUUGGGCUUCUUAUAUUAAGCUGUUUUUUAGGUUUUGGCUGUUUUGUUUUCAUUGUGCUGUCCUAUGUGCAGAUCUUCAGGGCUGUGCUGAGGAUCCCCUCUGAGCAGGGACGGCACAAAGCCUUUUCCACGUGCCUCCCUCACCUGGCCGUGGUCUCCCUCCUUGUCAGCACAGGCAUAUUUUCCUACCUGAAACCCCCUUCCAUCUCUUCCCCAUCCCUGGACCUGGUGGUGGCAGUUCUGUACUCAGUGGUGCCUCCA
This is a messenger RNA of Grus americana (Whooping crane), 462 nucleotides long. RefSeq names its product olfactory receptor 14C36-like. The transcript has a single exon. Gene Ontology annotation, cellular component: membrane. The annotation marks the transcript as partial. Gene Ontology annotation, biological process: G protein-coupled receptor signaling pathway. Gene Ontology annotation, molecular function: olfactory receptor activity. The record is from RefSeq and is a predicted model, not a curated record. Lineage: Eukaryota; Metazoa; Chordata; Aves; Gruiformes; Gruidae.